GUUCACGCCUGUGCAUGUUAUCGGUUUGCUUCUGGAGGAGCGCGUUGCCAAGCAGGAGCAUCUUGUGGAUUCAGUAGUUCGUAGCGCGCCAUUCGUGACCCGGCCGACCUGGGACGCGCUGACUGGGCUGGCAGCAGCUAUAAAAGCUGGGCGCACGCUCCAGUCGGUACCAGCUGCUCCCCAGUCCUCACAGCCAUGUGGGCGCUGAUCCUCUUGGGGCUCCUCGUUGGGGCAACUGUGUCCGCUGCCGAACCAGAUGCGUGGUCCAAGGGCUACCUCUACCAGUAUGAAUUGAAGUCCAAGGCACUUACGGCUCUACAUGAAGUCGCCAACCAGUUUUCAGGUGUGCAGAUAGAAGGAAACCUACAUGUCCAGCUCAUAAAUUCGUCAACUGUGGCCUUCCAGCUGGAUGAUUUCCGCGUGGCUGAGGUUCACCAAAAUCUGUCUGGUGGCUGGGACGCUGACAUUCCUGAGAGCCAGUUAUCUUUCCAGAGUUUUAAACUCCCCUCCAAUGUGUUCUACCUGAACUACACAAACGGAGUUAUUUCUAACGUAACUGUUAGUAAGAAAGUGCCAUUAUGGUUCGUCAACUGGGUCAAGGGACAGGCCAGUGUAUUCCAGUUGGACGUCCGGGGCUCCAACAGAGUCAGUAGGCCCGUCCCAGGCGGCGACAGUGAUAUCUACUGGACGAUGGAGGACGUCAUUACCGGCAAAUGUCAAACGGCAUACGUGUACGCUCCCUAUCCCAAAUAUGCUGCUCUGUCCGACAAUGACAUCGAACCCGAGAACUGGGAGGACGACAGCAAACUGUACACCGUAUCUAAAGCAGUGAACUACACGAAAUGUGAGAAACGAGCUGGUUACACCUGGGGCUUGAACACUGUGACCCGCUGGGAGCCUAUUGAAAACUCCGUAGGACAAACUAUAUCGCGCUCGUCGAACACAGAGGCCGUUAUCAGUGGUUCCAUUCGGAAGUACACAAUCCAGAAGUCGGUAACGACGAACAGAGUCAUUCUGAACCCACUGGUAUACAACCAACAGAAGGGCAUGCUCGGAAGUCAGGUGAAAAUCAGUUUGCAGAGGAAGAUGAAGUCUGACAAACCCAUUCCAAAAAUCUCGGACCCCGUGACCUACGACGACCUUGUGUACGAGUACGAGGGGAUGUUUCCACUGAAACACGCUGACGAAGCUCAGGGCAGAGGCUACAGCGACGAACCCAGCGAAGAGUCUGAGGAACGGGCUUACAGGCCUAGGAGACAGUUCAAGCGUGCGGUUUGGGACAAUGCCGACGAAUCCGACAGCAGCAGCAGCAGCAGCAGCAGCGAAGAGGAUCUUGAAAUUCCCGAGCCCGAUCUUUUGCAACCGCCUUUGCUACCGUUCAGCAACAUGGAGCAGCCUCAAGACAAGCCAGACAUCAGCGCUAUCAUUGAAUUGGUUGAGAAGAUUGCUCGUCAGAUUCAAGAGCCUAGCAGCAUCCCAUCAAGCGACACACUAGCCUCAUUCCAGAUCCUCAACAGAGAGCUGAUGAAAUACGGCGUAACGUCUCUGCGCCAAAUAGCUAACAAGCUUUAUGCACCGUACCCGGCAGAUUCGCACAGCUACCCGCAAUCUGUAAAAUACACCCAGUGGGUUGUCUUCAUCAAUGCCCUUUCACAGUCGGGCACUGGACCAGCAAUCAGAACUAUUAACGAGCAGAUCAAACUGCAGAAGCUUCGAGGACGCCUUGCCGCCAUCGCCAUCGGAAAUAUUCCGCGCAGUGCUCUGUACCCCAACAAAGCAUUCCUCAAGGAAUUCUUCAUGAUAGUGAAGAACACAGAGAAGUAUAGUCCUGAGAACGCAACUGCUCUUCUGGGAUUUGGUAACCUCCUGCGCCUCGCUAUCGUUGACAGAGACAGUUCUCACAAUCUCUACCCAGUUCACUUAUACGGCAAGUUAGACAGUCCGAGCGAGUCUGAGCUCCAAGCAUACGUGAAGUACCUGGGUAACCUCCUCAACCGUGCUGUUCAAAAUGCUGACAGUGUCGGUAUUCAAGUAUACACCAGAGCCCUGGGAAAUAUCGGACACCCAUACAUCCUGAAACCUCUACUUCCGUAUAUCCUGGGAGAGAAGCAAGUCUCCAACUUCCAACGACUUCUGAUGGUACUGGCUCUCGACAGGGUUGCUGAACUCUAUCCCCAAAUAGUGAGACCAGUUUUGGUCCAGAUUUACCAGAGCACUGGUGAAACACACCAGAUCCGCAGCACUGCAGUUUUGCUUAUCAUGGGUUCCAAACCUUCGGCAAGUGUCCUGCAGAGGCUGGCUCAGUUUUCGAAGCAAGAUCCCAACCCUCACGUCGUCUCUGUUGUCAAGACAGCUAUUCAGAGUGCUGCCAGACUGACAACCCCUGAAAAUGAGGAUCUAGCCAGAAGUGCUAUGGCAGCCGUCAAUAUGCUGAGCCAAAAUAAAACCGCGGUACAGUACUCGGCCAAGCAUUUACAAGAUUACUUAAUUCGUGAGAUGGCAUUAUCAUACAAUCUGAAGUACAGCCAGCUCGGCAGUAAGGACACACUUAUACCUAAUGCACUGUACGCUGGUCUGAAACUGAACAUUGGAGGAUUCCAGCACCUUGCAGGAGAAGCACAAGCCGCAGUUAGCAGCAUCAAGACCCUACAACAUCUGCUUAGAUACAUCAUUGUAGAGGGAGAUGAAAAUGAGAAUCAACCAACGAAGGAUCCAGUUAUCAACAUCGUAUCUGACUUGAGGGAACAACUUGAGGGUCAAAUAGCAGGAAACGUUAUGGCCCAUCCGUCUAUAAUUGCCUUUGACAACAACACAAUUAACUCAUGGGUGGAAGCUAUCAGGAACAAUGUCAACAAGCUACAGAAUGGGCUGCCUUUUAACUGCACUAGUAUUGUAAGCGCAGUUGAUGUCAGGAUCUUUUUCCCCAACGCUCUGGGAUUCCCAAGUUCCAUCGUAUACGAGACUCCAGUUCUCUACUCAGUUGGUGGAGAACUGCGCCUGAAGACUUCACCGAAACUCAACAGUGCUCCUAAGGGCCACCUGGCCUGGCCGACCGUAUGGAAUAUCACUGCAGAUGUGAGGGCUGUAUACUCAAGAAGAAGCUCGGGAUCCAUUUUAUUCACUGUCCUCCCUCUCGACAAGAGUUAUUCUGCCGGAUAUGUUAAGAACCAGCAAUAUCAAGUACCAGUAAGAUUCCUCGUCAACGUUGAUCUCGAAGACAAUAGCACAUAUGUGAAACUACAGCCCAUCAACAAGAACCACAGGUACCAGCUGUCACACAUGAGCAGCGUUCCUUACACAACGAUCUACCGCAUGUCCCCCGUGGAAAGUGCUGCUCUUACGGCGCCAGAAACUGAAAUAGUUCACACUCGCAAGCCGCGCUCGUGGAAGGCUCAGUACGGAAGAUCAACUGGUAUGGUGUAUUCCGUAGAGUACAACUCGGAAAAGGAUUACGAUGACAUGUACGAGAGAUACCAAAAAUAUGCAAACCGCGAUGCCCUUUCUGCUAUCUUGUUCUUCAAUGCGGAGCAGCAGGUCUACUACAGCAACAUCAGCCUUUAUUAUGAGCCAGAAAAGUCCAUCUCCAAAGCCGUGGAACUCAGUGUCCACUAUUACGACGAACUCUCUUCGUCCUCAUCACGCCGUCGACCUGAGCAAUCUGAAGAGUCACAGGAGUCUGAAGACCAGCCCGAGUCCAGGGUAGCGUCGGAGGAGAUGUCUGACGAACCAGAGAGCGCUGAGUCAAGCCAAGAGAAGUACUACAGAUCCAAACGAGGAGCAAUGUUCUGGGGAAGAGCCAAGCACAGGAGAGAAGCCUCCGGUCAAAACAGAGCCGCACUGAGUAACGUGAAUCCCAACGAAUCACAUAAGGAACUGGUACAGAGAUUGAAGGAACAAGGACUUGCGAAGAGUGUCACCACGAAGGCGCUGUUGGUUGGAGUGAAUUUUGUAGAAGGCAAAGGCGCUUCUUCGCUGCUGGCAAUCGUCUGGAGCUCCAGUCCAGUGUCCAGCAAAUCGCAACUGCUCGCUUUCGCGUCAGUUAAAGGAGCACAGGCUAGCACACCUUACCAGGUUUGUGUGGAGGCACAAUCCGUGUUCCCCAACGUUCCAUUCAUGAACUUGGAGAAAGCUCUGAAGACCAAUCCAAACUCGUCUGUAUCUGUCAGACUAGAUUCUGGAGAAGGCUCGUGCUUGUCAGGAAUGUCAAUUCAGGCCAAUCUUGAUAUUGGAAGAAGCCAAAGCAUGUACCAAUACCUGCAGAAGUCUAGACUCGUGGCGCAAUGCAGAUCUCAAAUGAAGGAGGAUAACUACGUCCUGCCUGCAUGUCGUAACGCCACAAUUAAGGCUGGUGUGCUCAACAAUUACGACCUAGAGGUCGAGUAUCAGAAUAUUCCAGAAGCACUGAAGCAUUCGAUUUACAGAGCUUACUCCAACAUGGAUUACGCUCAUUUCCUUUAUGGAUCACAAAACGUCGUAAAUGGUACCGGUGCUCCUGGAAAACUGUAUGCCAACCUUAUAGUCGCACCCAACAUGCGCUCGCUCAACUUCUCCUUCUCAUCUGCAUACUUGGACGCCGCCUACGACAACGUUCGCCUCGUGAUGCCCGUAGCAAAAGCCAUCGUCAGCCAUCCACUCUUGCCCAGAGCAGAACGCGUCGCUAACUACUACACCAACUGGCAGUAUAACGCAACCUGCAGCGUGGAUUCUUCAUACAUUAAGACUUACGACAAUCUAACAUACCCGUUCGAGUCGAAGAGCCCCUGCUGGAGAAUCCUGCUCGCCACAGCUCGUCAGCGCGACGUGAAACCAUCCCCACUUGUCCCGUCACCUAACGUCACAGUGAUGGUUCGGGAAAUCUCAGACAAGAGGGAAGUCAGAGUGCUGGUCGAUGACAACGUUGUGUCACUAGCAUACCAGUCGGGCAAGUACAUGCUGAGAGCCAACAGCAAGGCCGCUACCGUCUCUCAGUCAGAGGUGACGCAACUGAACGACAAGGAAGGAGAGCCGCUGGUGCUGGCCUACGCCCUCCCAGACUCUGUCAGGAUGGAAAUACAGGAUCUCAUCAUCUACUUUGACCAGCAGCGUGUACUGUUACAACCGAGCGACAUUUACAGGCAAGCAGUGCGCGGUCUGUGCGGUACCUUCGACGGCAAACGACAGACGGACUUCAAACUUCCGGCCAACUGCAUUGUGCGAAACGUCACGGCGUUCAUCGAAGCCUACACGUAUGGUGACAAAUGCGCAGCUCCUCGCAGAGCACAGCCGAAGCAAUGCUAUGAGGAGAAGAUCAUUCCUGGAAAUCAAACUACUCCCGAGCCACUAACUGACGCAACAUGCGUCUCACUCCAGAACAGGGUUGUGCUGCGGGGUCAGAAAGUCUGCAUAAGCCGAAAGCGCCUGCCGAUGUGCAAAUGGGAAUGCAAGGCAGUAGACACCGUCGACAAGGUGGUUCCAUUCCGCUGCUACUCCAGAACUGAGACUGUUGAAACUGUCGCCGCUCAAGCUCAACGGGGACGCCACGUUGACCUCUACAGCAUACCAAUUGAAGGUGACGAUACCAAUAUCGAGGUUUCGGUAGCAACUGCCUGCACACGUCUGGAGGAGUCAGAAGAAAGCGACAGUGACGAAAAUUAACAGCUUCAUGUUAAACGCUAACGAAAAAGCACUAUUCGACCAAAACAAUAUGUACUAAAACUGUGCAAAUAAAAUCUCUUUAGACGAUA
Messenger RNA from Schistocerca gregaria, 5723 nucleotides. Its product is annotated as vitellogenin-1-like. Gene Ontology annotation, biological process: lipid transport. The coding region runs from base 196 to 5634 and encodes 1812 amino acids. The transcript is spliced from 20 exons. NCBI's taxonomy places the organism in Eukaryota, Metazoa, Arthropoda, Insecta, Orthoptera, Acrididae. The record is from RefSeq and is a predicted model, not a curated record. Gene Ontology annotation, molecular function: lipid carrier activity.